Molecule: messenger RNA, 1224 nt
Organism: Penaeus chinensis
Lineage: Eukaryota; Metazoa; Arthropoda; Malacostraca; Decapoda; Penaeidae
Product: inactive ubiquitin carboxyl-terminal hydrolase MINDY-4B-like
Exons: 10
Coding region: 1-1224 (407 amino acids)
Biological process (GO): protein K48-linked deubiquitination
Molecular function (GO): K48-linked deubiquitinase activity; cysteine-type deubiquitinase activity
Source: RefSeq, a predicted model, not a curated record
AUGGGAGAAAAAUCAUCCCACGGCUCUCUGUACAAGGCUGUGCAGAUGAUGCUCGAGGAGAAGGAGAAAGAGGAUGCUGAACACGUCCUCUAUCCCUCCAACUCCAAGACAUGCCUCCAGGAAAUAAGAGUGGAAGGAGGAAGCCCAAUAACGGCGGAGAUGGCGAAGAAACUCCGCACCCUCGUCUUCGGUUCAUCCAGCAUGAUCGGCUCCGUGGAAACCGAAUGGACCAACCAAUCCUUCGGCUUCCAGCCUUACGACACGCCGAUGGGCUAUGGCCUGAGGGUGACCAAGAACGUAACCAAAGGCCUGGUUAUGUGCAUGCAGGGUUUCGUCCUCAAGCACCUUCUCUUCGCCAAGACCAAGGGGAAGUCCAGCGUUGAACCUAAAGCGCUGCUGAAGGCGAGCAUGCGCGCUCAGGAAGACUCUCUCGUGGAUGCAAUUGCAGAUGUCAUAUGGCAAGUCGGUGACAAGACCUCUGCCACACUCUGCCUCACCCAGGACGUGGCUUAUGCGAGGGAUAAUGAGAGUUAUCAGUGCGAUGGAUGCACAGAGAAGAUCCACUUAUUCGAAUUUGAUAAACUGGAUGAUCUUAGAUUCACCGUAAAAAGGCAUUUAUUCGAGUUCAUGUCCAACAAUCGGUCUGGCCUACUGCUGUUCGUGUACAGUCUUAUAAUGACCCGAACUUUCAAAAGGGUAAUGGAGGACGUAGCAGGCGUGAAGGAGAGUCUCAUUCAACCCAACGGGCACAUUCACCCCAUGCUCGCCUCGUUCAUCCUCACUGGCAGAGCAACGCCUUAUCUGCACAAUGGAAUUAUAUACGAGGGAACGGAGGAGACGAUGUCAAAACCCAAGACGGGCGUGCUGAAGCGGGCCGAAGUAGGUCACCUGGUGUGCCAAAGGUCAGAGAACAAAUUCCCCGUGGCGGUGGGGUCGCGCCUCAAGACCCCCACACUACCGAUAUGGGUUGUGCGGAGUGACGAUGCCUAUGGGGUCCUUUUCAACCCCAAUCGAGAGCUCUUGAGGGACUACCAUGCUGAGAACAGAUUCGACCUUUACUAUUAUUCUUCGUCCAACAACCAGAACAAAUCGACCAUCGUGACCAUCGACACCCGCAACGCAAGCAAUAAUGAUGACUAUAACACACCUGUUCUCGAGAAUAUUAUUCACACCAAGUGGAAUGACGCUGAAGUGACUUGGAACGGAUGCUCACCUUACAUGUAA